GUACGCUCGUAUGUCGGAAUAAUGACAGGAUAGAUUAUCCAGCAGCGCUAGAUUGUUAGCAAGUUCGCUAAUCUGUAAAGAUGAAAAUAAAGAGAAGCGAUCAGUGUUAAUAAAGGGCUGGAACUUGUAUGGCUGGCUAAACACGGGCUGGAGAGGAUCGCCGCUGGUGUGUGGAGAAGUAACCGAACAUCCUCCGUCAGCUAGAUGGUAUAAGCCGCUUACGAGCGGGGAGGCUGUGCUGAGUCAUUUUUGCUAGCUACAUGGGAGAAACUGAAAGUGUUUUCACUGCAGUCAGCUGGUCAGUACGUUUUGGAAGGUUUGGUAUGUUGAUGGUCGAAGACUAACAGGCAGUGAGCAAAGCCGAACCCCAUUCAAAGUGACUGGUGAAGUUUCCUCAGUAACACCGAGCGGCAGGUGAAAACAUCGCUAGUUUAGGUAUCUGCCUCAUUCAUCCGGCUAAGAGCUGUGAUGCCGUAUCUACUUUAAUUAGCAGUGAUACGUAAUCAGAUAUUGACAGUCAUGUCAUUGUUAUGUAGCAUUUGAAUUGCUCCUUCUAGUUAUGCUUUCCCCGAAAUGAUGGUAAGUAGGCGUUACUAGUCGCUCGUGACACUGGAACCUACUCGGGAUAACUAGCAUGUUGACCAGGGUUAUAUUCACGGUGCGCGUACUGCCGGUGACUGAACUAUCAUAAGACACGUGGGGGGGGGGGGGAGGUUCAUUUUAUUAUGGUUUCAAUUAUAAGGUGCAGUAGUUUCAAUUAAGGUACGGGAUUUGUGAAGGGAAAGCAGUGAUGACGGGUGAAGCUCACAUACGGUGUCGUUUGGAGGAAGUCACUCACCAAGUUGGAUGCUUGACAGGCUCGUUAAGAAUCUGGUUAACAUUAAGAAAAUACUCAGGCGAUUAGUCAAGUGAUUGCAAUAACGACCCCCUCAUAUUGAUGACAGCAGGUCAAAUAUUCUUUUUUUAGAUAAUCUUCAUGCAUCCAUCAGUCUUGUAACUACUUAUUUUUGACGGUUUUGUAGGUGUUUACAUGUUACACCUGUAUAUAUCUUAGUUUUAAUUCUGGUUACCAACCGGCAGUUUGACUCCUCUUAUUUAGUGCCGUAGUCAUCAUUCACACCUCAAGAAAGAUUUUAAGUUUGAGAAGAGGGGACAUUCUUGGGCUCGGUGUCACUACAGUUCAGGUAGCAUCGCGACGCCAACAGCUUGUUAAAUGAAAACUUAAACCAUGUUCAGUUUUGAGGGAGAUUUCAGGACAAGACCCAAAGUGUCUCUCGGUGGAGCCAGCAAAAAGGAAGAGAAGGCUUCCCUUCUGCAUCGCACACAGGAGGAACGGAAAAAGCGAGAGGAUGAAAGGCGAAGGCUGAGAAAUGCGAUAAUUAUUCAGUCAUAUGUCCGAGGAUAUAAGGAUAGGAAGCAGCAGUACGCCAUUCAGAGGAGUGAGUUCGAUCAUUCAGUCUCAGUCUGCCAAGCUCAGUCUUCGGGGGGCGUCCCUGUCAGUGACGGAGGCAGCCUCAGCCUUUUAGUGCGGCAGCUUCUCUUCUUCUAUCGGCAGAGCGAAGACGCGCACCGAUUGAUAUGGAUGUCCCAGUGCCUGGUAAAAGCCAACACCCAAUUUGUGAAGCUUCUAUUGGGACCUGAGAAGCACACGUGCAUCUUUCAGAUUAAGAGGAUUCUGGGAUUGUGCUGCAGGCUUUUGCAGAGCUGCAGACAAGAGAAUCUGAAUGUCACAGCGCCAAUGAGAAUGCUGGAGAUUUUCUCCUCGGAGAUGACCUAUUUGCCCGUUCUCCAAGAUGCUAAUUGUGUAGCAUCUCUAAUCGAGCAGAUUUUGCACUAUAUGGUACAGAAAGGUUACUACAGGUCGCUGUACAUCCUGGUGAACCACAAGCUUCCAUCCAGCCUGGACUACAGCGACUCCCCAUCUGUCCCGCUGGCCGGCACCCUGCUGGAACACACGCUCAAACCCUUGCACUUUACCUACUCCUCCUGCACGGCAGGCGCAAGACAGCACGUGUUUUCUGUCUUCACCGAGGAGUUGUUGACGGGCCCUUUUACGGAGCAGAUGUUUCACUUUUUCAUUCCGGCACUGGCCGAUCCCCGGCAUGCCUUCCCGUUCGAGGGCUUCCUGGCCUCCCUCCGGAGCACGUUGGGCACCUCCGAGGUUGCCAAGAUGCAGGCGCCCUGGCUCUUCUACUUUGUGCUGGCUGUUGGCGAGGAGAACAUAGGCCGUCUGUCAGAGGAGGGGCUUCUGCUCUACCUGCAGGCCCUGCAGUCGCUGUUGCCUCUGCUUCCCGUGUCGGAGACCAAUGUCCGACAGGAGGUCACCAGCGACUCAGAGGAUGAAGAUGACAUUGGUGUGACGGGGCCAACUGCAGAGGAGGACGGGCGCGUGUCGGUGCAGCUGAUCACAGAGGAGUGCAUCCGCAAGCUAGACUCGAAGCAGCAGACCAACGCCCUCCUCAGCUUGGUGUGGAGGGACUCCGCCAGCGAGGAGGUUUUCACCAUGAUGGCUUCUGUCUGCCACACACUCAUGGUGCAGCACCGACUCAUGGUGCCCCGAGUCAGGCUCCUCUACAGCUUGGCCUUCAACGGCAGGUUCCUGAGGCACCUGUGGCAUCUGAUAACAUCUAUGACAACCAAGAUGAUCACUGGGUCCAUGGUGCCCCUGCUACAGGUCAUCUCGCGGGGUUCGCCCAUGUCCCUGGAGGACUCCAACCGCAUCAUCCCGCUCUUCUACUUGUUCAGCUCGCUCUUCAGCCACCUGCUUAUCUCCGUGCACGACAGCGAGUUCUUCGGCUAUUCCGCUGAAGACGCCGCCCCUGCGGGCCUGAGCCGGCCAUCAGUGAUGCCGUUUGCUCCGGUGGAGCUGGUGUCACUGUCUCGCUGCCUCAGAGACGCCUGCCUGGGCAUCAUCAAACUGGCCUACCCGGACACCAAGCCCGAGCACCGCGAGGAGUACGUGGCGGCCUUCCGCAGCGUGGGUGUGCGCACCAGCGCCACCGUGCAGCAGCGCAUACAGGCCGAGCAGAAGCGCUGGGUGCAGCUCUUCAAGGUCAUCACCAACCUGGUGAAGAUGGUGAAGGCAAGGGACACCAGGAGGCCAUUCUGCCCCGCGGGCCACUGGCUCUCCGAGGAGGUCAACAUCCGAGCCGACAAGGUCACCCAACUGUAUGUUCCAUCCGCCCGGCACGUGUGGAGAGCCCGCCGGAUGGGCCGGAUCGGACCGCUGCAGUCUACGCUUGAUGUGGGCUUGGAGCCCCCACAGCUCUCGGUGUGUGAGGAGAGGCAGCUGGCCAUCCUCACCGAGCUGCCAUUCGUCGUCCCCUUCGAGGAGCGGGUCAAGAUCUUCCAGCGACUGAUCUAUGCAGACAAACGGGAAGUCCAGGGCGACGGGCCCUUCCCAGAUGGAAUCAAUGUCACCAUCCGGCGGAACUACAUUUAUGAGGAUGCUUAUGACAAGCUGUCUCCGGAGAAUGAGCCGGACCUCAAGAAACGCAUCCGGGUUCAUCUGCUCAACACCCACGGGCUGGACGAGGCUGGCAUCGACGGGGGCGGCAUAUUCCGCGAGUUCCUCAACGAGCUGCUCAAGUCGGGCUUCAACCCCAACCAGGGCUUCUUCAAGACCACCAACGAGGGCCUCCUGUACCCCAGCCCCAGUGCAGAGAUGCUGGUCGGAGACUCCUUCACCAGGCACUACUACUUCCUGGGCCGCAUCCUGGGCAAGGCGCUCUACGAGAACAUGCUGGUGGAGCUGCCCUUUGCCAGCUUCUUCCUGUCCAAGCUGCUGGGCACCAGCGCAGAGGUAGACAUCCACCACCUGGCCUCGCUGGACCCGGAGAUGUACCGGAACCUGCUCUUCCUAAAGAGCUAUGAGGAGGAUGUGGAGGAGCUGGGCCUCAACUUCACUGUGGUCAACAAUGACCUGGGGGAGGCACAGGUCGUCGAACUGAAGCCAGGAGGCAAGGACAUCCCAGUCACCAGCGGAAACCGCAUCGCAUACAUCCACCUAGUGGCCGACUACCGGCUCAACAAGCAGAUCCGACCGCACUGCCUGGCCUUUCGCCAGGGCCUCGCCAAUGUGGUCAACCUAGAAUGGCUGCGCAUGUUUGACCAGCAGGAGUUCCAGGUGUUGAUAUCCGGUGCUCACAUCCCCAUCUGCCUCGACGACCUGAAGAAGUUCACAAACUACUCGGGUGGGUACUCCGCUACCCACCCCGUCAUUAAGAUCUUCUGGGAGGUGGUGGAGAGCUUCACGGACGAGGAGAAGCGCAAGCUGUUGAGGUUCGUCACCAGCUGCUCUAGGCCGCCGCUCCUCGGAUUCAAGGAGCUGUAUCCAGCCUUCUGCAUCCACAAUGGGGGUAACGACCUGGAGCGCCUUCCGACGUCCAGCACCUGCAUGAACCUACUGAAGCUGCCCGAGUUCUGUGACCCACAGCAGAUGCGUAACAAGCUCCUAUACGCCAUAGAGUCUUCGGCAGGCUUUGAGCUCAGCUGAGUGGCGCCCCCUGGAGACAAGGGUGGGAAUGAAAGGAAAGGCCGUGGGGGGCAUUUUACAUAACCUGCCCUGGAAAGGGUGGUGGU
Messenger RNA from Brienomyrus brachyistius, 4581 nucleotides. It is a transcript of the gene ube3c, whose product is annotated as ubiquitin protein ligase E3C. The transcript is spliced from 24 exons. Bases 1229 to 4495 code for a protein of 1088 amino acids. Lineage: Eukaryota; Metazoa; Chordata; Actinopteri; Osteoglossiformes; Mormyridae. Gene Ontology annotation, molecular function: protein binding; ubiquitin protein ligase activity. The record is from RefSeq and is a predicted model, not a curated record. Gene Ontology annotation, biological process: ubiquitin-dependent protein catabolic process; protein polyubiquitination.